UCCAUAAACAAACUGCGCAGACGCGUCAUAAUGGACAGCCAGAAAGCGCACUAGGAGGAAAUUCACCUACAGCUUUAGAGAGCAGAGCAUUUUCAGCGGGAUUUACAGAUAGUAGAGUUUUUCGACGAGCUUUUUCCCCGACGGGGCGAAUAUGGCGACGCUGGGACCGGAGCCCCGUCCUCUUUCCCAGCUGCCUUCUGCCGCAUUACAGACGAACCUGAGCGGACUGGGCUCCAGCACGAACCUGCCCCUCAACCGAGGCUUGGAGAGAGCGUUGGAGGAUGCGGCGAACUCUGGAUUUCUGAACCUCAGUACAAGGAAACUGAAAGAAUUCCCUCGGACUGCAUCAAAUUAUGACCUGACGGAUACGGUUGAAGCAGAUCUGUCGAAGAAUCGCUUAAUUGACGUCCCAUCAGAGGUGUGUCAUCUGGUUUCCCUGGAAACGCUGAACCUUUAUCACAACUGCAUAAAAAGCAUUCCUGACACCAUCAUCAGCCUUCAGUCGCUCACCUGCUUAAACAUCAGCCGGAACCAGCUGUCAGUGCUGCCAGCUUGUGUGUGUGGUCUUCCUCUGCGAGUGCUCAACGCCAGCAAUAACAAACUCAACGCACUUCCAGAAAGCAUUGGCCAGCUCACCAAUCUCAUGGAGCUGGAUGUCAGCUGCAAUGAAAUCACAGCUCUUCCACGCCAAAUUGUCCAGCUCAAAUCAUUGAGGGAACUCAAUGUGCACCGCAACCUUCUCUGUGUCCUACCAGAGGAUUUGGCAGAUCUACCUCUGGUCAAGUUUGAUUUCUGCUGUAAUAAAGUUUCUACUAUUCCUGUCUGCUAUCGAAAAAUGACCCAGCUCCAAUCCCUACAGCUGGAGAACAAUCCACUUCAGAGUCCUCCUGCACAGAUCUGUAUGAAGGGCAAGAUUCAUAUAUUCAAAUACCUCGCCAUGGAGGCGUGCCGGAGUGACAAGAUGGCUGAUGCUCUGUACCUUCCUGUCACUGACCGCCUCAGCUUGACACGACCCAGCAAUGGGAGCACUGAGGACAUCGAUCAGCACAAGAAACUUGACAGUGACUCUGGAGUGGGAAGUGACAAUGGAGACAAACGACUUUCUGCUACAGAGCCAUCCGAUGAAGACAGUCUCAGCUUGAAUGUGCCCAUGACCAACAUCACAGAGGAGGAGGGAUUGAGUAAAGACGACUCUAGUGAACACAUCAGCGGCCUGACAGGAGACAGAAGUUCUUCUGAAUCUCUGAAGGAUCACCUGAGUUAUCGAGAUUCUGCCCUUAGUUCACCAUUCGUAAACUAUAUUAAAGGUCGAGGUGCUGACUUCGACGAGCCCCUCAGGAUAGAGGAAGACACUAAUUGGGUUUCAGAACAAACGGCAAAAGUCAAUAUGAUCAAUCAGCUAAAGGAAGCUGUGGAGAUGCUACAGGAUCCUAACAGGGUUAACAUGAACUCUGCUGAUCUGUCUGGUAUUAAACUCUACCCUGUGGAAAUGGUUGCAGUAGACGACUCACUCAAUGGUCAAGAGAGUGAUGAGGGUCAGGCGACACCCAAGGCUCCUGGAGAAUGCUGGGAGUUCCAGAGGAAGAGACAGUUCAUUCUAGAACGGGCCCGGCUGGAGGCCCAGCUCGCAUGCCAACAGUAUGCCCUGCACAUGGCACAACAGGGUGACGUGAUUGGCCAGGAAGGAGCAGGCGAUAGUUGUGAAAACCAAAUUACCAUGAAUGAAGAAAAAACUCCAGUUUCCAGCCCCACACUGAACUCACCUCCCUUUGGCCUGAAGCCUCGAUCAGCUUCACCCUCUGUGCCGUGCUCGACUCCGCCCUGUCCCCUCCCCCUCACACAGGCCCCGCCCACCGAUAGAGACACGCCCCCUAGCCCAGCUGAAGGAGACAUGCCAAGCAGUGUGUUUUUCAGGACGCACAAGACUCUGGAAUCUGUGGAUCCUCAGUUCACCAUGAGGAGAAAGAUGGAGCAGCUAAGAGAAGAGCUGGAGCUCACAGAGCAACUUCGAGAGAGUAUUGAGAGCAGACUGAAAGUGGUUCUUCCUGAGGAUCUGGGAUGCUCUCUCAGUGACGGGGUCGUGCUUUGUCACCUAGUCAAUCACAUUCGGCCGCGAUCAGUUGGCAGUAUUCAUGUACCAUCACCUGCAGUGCCCAAGCUUAGCAUGGCUAAAUGUCGCAGAAACGUUGAAAAUUUCUUGGAUGCCUGCAGAAAAAUGGGAGUCCCUGAGGAUAAGUUAUGCCUGCCGCAUCAUAUCCUGGAGGAGAAGGGACUGAUCAAAGUUGGCAUCACUGUCCAAGCUUUGCUGGAUGAGACGUCCAUCAACCAGACACUCUUCACAUGAGCAUCACACACACACAAACUGACACAAUCACAAACACACACUAAUCCCUGUAGAUGGACGAGCAAAGAAACUCCCUGGACUCUCUCCAUUUAAAACAGCCAGUCCUCAGAUACAGGUAUAUGCUCAUGCUUUUCUGACUUCUUAUUUUGUACUGUUAUCUGAUCACUCUGGCCAUAGAAGUAUAUGCAAAACUAGCUCAAAACUAUCUGGAGAUAUGCAAUUCCUUAAUUUAAUACAUACAUAUAUUUAUUAAAUAGCUAGUUGAGAGAUGUACACAACUGUGCACAAUUCCUGAUGGUUGUAUUUUAUAGAUAUCUCAGUAGGUUUAUUUUUUAUUUGCAUUUGGGCCUUUAGUGAUCUAGAUUUAAAACACUCGUGCUCUCAGAGUCUUACAAUAUGUGACUUGUUUUCAACCACUUUUAAACUUGUUUUUUUUUGGGAGGGGUUGAUGUUUUGUCUCAGGGGAAGUGUGGCCUCAUCAUUGUUUCAUAGUCUCUGCUCUGCUUGCCUGUUCGUCAGAUCACUAAAAGGUAUGUUGCAGUGUGUAUACUAUGGAAGAUUGUUUAUUAUUUAUAAGACAACUGACAUUUUAUCUCUUCAAUUUCAUAGUUUUUGUCUCACCAUAAUUAUUUUUUUUUCAGAAUUGCAAUCCUUGAAUUUUUUUACGGUUGUAAAUCUCAGCUCAGAGGAAAAUUAAAGAUUGUGAGACUGUAUCAAUUGUGAAUAGGACAGUGGAAUUGCAAAAUCCAAAAAGUUGUGAUAUGCAGUAAACUAAAUUUUCAUUCUGAGAUUUGAGACAUAUCUUAUUUUUUUGCUGUUUAUAUCAGAAUUCAGAGCUUAAUCAGAUAAACUCAGAAUUGUAAUAAACCAUAUUUCUCACAUUUGUUGUGCAAUUGUUGCAGUUGUGGUGAAAAAUUUGUAAUAUAAGCUAAAUUCUGAAUUAGAAAAGUUUGCAGUUCUGACUCUCUCUAAAUUCAGAUAUCAUUACAUUUCUGAAUUUACUUCGUCUUUUUUCUGUUAGUUUACUGUAGAUAACAGAAUUUUUAAAUAAGAAUUUCAAUGUUAUAAACUCUCAAAUAUAAAAACUGUAAGGUGCCAUUUAGAGAAAACAAAGUUUCAGAAUUACAAAAUGUUAACCCAAAAUACAGUUAUAAACUGAAAUCUGUCCUUUUUUCUAAACUUUGAGUGAACAAAUGAGUUUAUGAUUUGUUCAAAUUGUGAAUUUAUGACUCAAAGAAAGAUAUUGACUUUAAUAUUAACUCAUAAGUUUAUAAACUUAUAAAUUGCUAUAUAUUGUGUUGUGGUUUGGAAAACUGCAAAACUUAAAAAUAUUGCAAACAAAACUUUUUUCCCUCAGAAUUGUGAGUUAGUUCUGAUGUAUUGGUAAAAAAAAAAAAAAAAAAAAAAUUGUGCCAUAUAAUCACAAUCUUAGAAAUUCACUUAAAAAUAAAUACUGUUUAGGGUGGCAUAAACAUGAUUCCAUAGUGUACAGCAGAAGCAACAUAUAGUUUUUCAUCUGUGUAAGUGUGACUGAAAGUGAGAGAAUGAGAGCAAAUGUUUGCACUUUUUGUAUGUAGUUUGUGUGACUUUUUUUUUUUAUUUUACUUUGUUUUACUUGUGCAUAUUUUCUUACAUAAAGUCUGAUGUCCAAAGCUUCAGCUCCUCAUAGAUUCAGCCAUAAUAACAAACCAAAAACAACUGAAGCUGGUAUCUCACUGGACAUUAUUUGACAGUUGCCAAAAUGUUCAUAUCAAACUGACUUUCAGACCUAAUAGUUUUAUACAUUGCUGUUUUGUUUUUUUUAAACGAUUUAAAUAUAUUUUAAAUAUAAGAUUUUUGUAUUUGUAGAAGGGUUUGUAAUGUGAUAAUGGUGUGUGAAUGUGCAAAAUGUACAGACCGUUUAUAUUUGAUGUGUGUAUUUUAGUAGGAGUUGAUCUGAUUUGGUGUUAAUUUUAUGCAGUAUGUUAAUGUGAACUGACAGGGCAAAAAAAGAAACUUUGUUAUGAUCUAUGUUCUUGCUUUGAAACCAUUAAUAGCACUUCUAUAUAUCAUUUCAGAGAGAGUCUGUGAUAUCUAUGAGAAUCAUCUACAUUAAAUAAUUAAAAAUACAACAGAUCUCUAUCUCUGUACUGAAAUUUCAAGCAAAAGGGAUCUUUUUUAAUCUUUACCAAGACGUAAUUUGACACCAAUAUUUUAUUAUUUUCAAAACCAAAAAUGUCACAACUUGAUUAAAACAAUUGAUAUACCUGUAGAUAAAUAUGGGUUGGAAAGUGUAAUUUCUAGUCUUUGAGGGAAGCUUUUCUUUUAAUAAUUGUAUAAAUUUACUGCUGUAUCUUUUGAGAAAUUAUAUUUAGGUUGUCCUCGAGCAUUAGGGGAAAAACACCCAUUUAAAUUUUAGUUUUAUUAAAGUUGUGCAUUAGUACUGUAAUAUCCACAUUCCCCACCACUUAAGAGAAAACAGUGAAUAAAAUAUGCUAGCUAGAUAGAUUAAUGCAGAUUUGAUUUUGAAAUGACAGUGUUUUGCACUUUAUAUAUUGGGAACUGUCUUUUUUGGCAACUGGCAAAUAGUAUUGUGCACAAUAUUUAUAUUACAGUAUUUGUAGAACAUGCAUCGGCUGAUCUGAUCACUAACGUGUUCGGUAAAUCCUUUUACAAUGGGAUACAAAUCUUUACCUGCUGAAUGUUAUGUGGCUAUUUUGUCUACUUCCGUGAUGUAUAAAGAGAAAAGGCUUGUAACUAAACAUUUUUUUGUACUUUAAUUUUUAUAAAUAGGAAUUAUUUUUCCAUGUCUUUUCAGUGUUCGGGUUUUUACCUCUUUGUAAUUCUGUGAACUUCUAAGUGCAUGUACAGUGCAGGUUCAUGCAUGUUACUCCACCUUUUGCCUUAACCUCUGUAAAUAAGGUUCAUUUGUACCAACUUCUGCCAGUAAAUACUUUCACCUUCAAA
Danio rerio (zebrafish) is the source of this 5290-nucleotide messenger RNA. Lineage: Eukaryota; Metazoa; Chordata; Actinopteri; Cypriniformes; Danionidae. The record is from RefSeq and is a predicted model, not a curated record.